Ilex paraguariensis (yerba mate) is the source of this 2305-nucleotide messenger RNA. NCBI's taxonomy places the organism in Eukaryota, Viridiplantae, Streptophyta, Magnoliopsida, Aquifoliales, Aquifoliaceae. The record is from the annotation of a GenBank genome assembly.
CUCUCCAAAAAAAAAAAUGGCUUUAUUUCAACUCACACUGCCCUGUUCAUCACCUCUCUCCUACCUCAAACUCGAAUCAAAACCAAACCAUUUCAUCACCAACCCUCCAAUUCUCACUCUAAAACCAAAACCACCCUCCAAUUCCCUCCACUCCUCCACACCCACCACCUCCAAAGCUUUCUCCAACCGGCUUUCUCAACCAAAAAAUUCUCUCGAUUCGAUUAGACCCUUUAUUCAAUCCGAAUGGCAACCAAUCCUCAAGGGCUGGCUUUGCAGCGCAAUCUCGGUGUACUCUCUCUCCAAAAUUGUCCCCAAAAUGGGAAAAUUCUCGGCGGUGAUGGGUGCAGUCGAGGUAGUGAGGCUUAGAGAGGAGGGUUUGGUUUUGGGGGUUUUGCUUUUGGUUCGGUUGAUCGCGAAUUACCUUCAACAAGCUUUUCUAUGGGAGGCGUCGCUGAAUUCUGUGUACAAAAUUAGGGUUCAUGUUUUUGAGAGGGUUUUGCAGAGGGAUUUGGAGUUUUUUGAGGGUAGAAAUGGUGUUUCAGCUGGCGAUAUUGCCUAUAGGAUUACUGCCGAGGCUGCAGAUGUCGCCGAUACUGUUAAUUCUCUAUUGAAUCUGACAGAUGUGAAAAAGAUGGUUUUAAGAUUGAGAGAAUGCUGGAGGUUAAUGUGGAUUCCAAUCAGAAGUGAGGAAUGAUGUCUAUUGUACCCAGUACUCUGCAGUUAGCAGCAAUGGCAACUCAAAUGCUGGUCAUUAGCCCUCUUCUUUCGUUAAUUUCUGCCUUGGUGAUCCCAUCGAUGGUUCUUGUCCUUGGAUUUCUUGGUGAAAAGCUUCGUAAGAUAUCUAAGAAGGCACAAGUUAGCAUUGCUACUCUCUCGGCCUAUCUGAAUGAGGUCCUCCCAUCAAUUCUUUUUGUGAAGGCAAACAAUGCAGAGCUCUCUGAGAGUGCUAGGUUUCGAUCAUUUGCUUGUGCUGAUUUCUCCGCAUGUUUGAAGAAAAAGAAAAUGAAGGCGUUAAUUCCUCAGAUAGUACAGACAAUAUAUUUUGGGGUGUUGCUCAUAUUUUGUGUUGGCUCGCUGGCAGUCUCGAGUGGUUCUUUCGAUUGUUCUGGUGCGGUGUCUUUCAUGACAUCAUUGGUCCUCUUGAUUGAGCCAAUUCAGGGUAUCGGAAAAGCUUACAAUGAAUUAAAGCAAGGAGAGCCAGCUAUUGAGCGAUUGUUUGAAAUAACAAGGUUCAAAUCUCAGGUGUCUGAGAAACCAGAUGCGGUUGAUUUUGAUUCUAUCAAUGGAGAGGUGAAAUUUUGUGACGUCUCAUUUAAAUAUGGAGACAGUUUUGCACUUGUAUUAAAUGGAUUGGACCUUCAUAUCAAAGCUGGAGAGACAGUUGCUCUUGUUGGGCCAUCAGGAGAAGGAAAGACAACUCUUGUAAAACUGCUUCUUCGCCUAUAUGAUCCUCUUUCUGGUUCUAUACUGAUUGAUAGCCAUAAUAUUCAAAGUAUACGGUUGGAAAGUGUAAGGAGACACGUUGGUCUGGUUUCUCAGGAUAUAGCACUUUUUUCAGGGACAGUGGCCCAGAACAUUGGGUAUAGGGAUCUAAUGACUGGAAUUGACAUAGAGAGGGUUAAGCUUGCUGCACUAACUGCAAAUGCAGAUGCAUUCAUAGAAACUCUUCCUGAACAGUAUCAAACCAAUAUUGGACCUAGAGGCUCAAGUUUAAGUGGAGGCCAAAAGCAAAGACUAGCUAUUGCAAGGGCACUAUAUCAAAAUCCAUCUAUUUUGGUUUUGGAUGAAGCAACUUCUGCUUUAGAUAGCAGGUCUGAGCUAUUAGUGAGACAAGCUCUGCAGCGCCUAUUGAAAAAUCGUACUGUAAGGAUUUAAUUUCUUCAAUUCUUCUUGGAAGGCCCAUGGUUGAUAUAUCAUACAUAUGUUUUUAUAUGCAGGUACUAGUCAUUGCUCACCGUUUGGAAACCAUUCUGAUGGCUGAACGAAUUUUCCUUUUAGCUGAUGGGAAGCUGCAGGAGAUCAAUCGCUUAUCUCUUCUUGAUGGUCCACAUGACUCGCUAGCUUCAACUGCACUUGUUAUAUAAUACCGCACCAAAGUAAUACGAGAGACGGCGCUAUAAACUGUUCUUUUUGGUCUCAUGUAUAGUUCUCUCCUUCCCACUGGUAUAAACUGUGGCUUGUUUUCUUGUACAAGCAGAUUUCUUUUCCUUCACAUACCCUCUCUGUAUUGAAACUUUAUCCCCUUUUUAUUUUAUUUGGGCAUUGAUUUUCAUCUGUUGGGUUACGUGUAUCUGUCUAUUUUUUU